This is a messenger RNA of Elephantulus edwardii (Cape elephant shrew), 573 nucleotides long. It is a transcript of the gene FBXO36, whose product is annotated as F-box protein 36. Bases 1 to 573 code for a protein of 190 amino acids. NCBI's taxonomy places the organism in Eukaryota, Metazoa, Chordata, Mammalia, Macroscelidea, Macroscelididae. The transcript has 4 exons. Gene Ontology annotation, biological process: SCF-dependent proteasomal ubiquitin-dependent protein catabolic process. Gene Ontology annotation, cellular component: SCF ubiquitin ligase complex. The record is from RefSeq and is a predicted model, not a curated record. Gene Ontology annotation, molecular function: protein binding.
AUGGCGUCGUGGCUGCCAGAAACUCUGUUCGAAAUCGUAGGACAAGGCCAAGCUCCCAGCAAAGACUAUUACCAGUUACAGGUCACCAGGACCCAGGUCUCCUUACGAUGGUGGAAGAUCUCUCUAAGAAGUGAAUACCGCUCAACAAAACCUGGAGAGAUCCAAGAGAGUCACGAAGACUUCUUGGAGAAUUCACACCUUCAAGUUCAGAUCGCCUUAGUAUUUGGGUCACGAAUAUUAGAGUAUGUCAUCAAUUUGUGCAGUGGUCAUUUCGACUUCCUGGAGCGACUCCCAGACGACUUGCUCCUGACCAUCAUUUCUUACCUGGAUCUUGAGGAUAUUGCCAGGCUUUCCCAAACAUCGCGCAGAUUCUCAAAGCUGUGCGAGUCGGACAGGCUGUGGGAGCAGAUCGUCCAGGCUUCGUGCGACACCAUCACGCCCCACAUGCAGGCGCUGGCCGAGGACAUCGGCUGGAAGGAGCUGUUCUUCACCAGCAAGCUGCAGCUGCAGCACCAGCUCCGCAGGAGGAAACAGAGGCAGGAGGAGCAGGACGCCUCGGACACCGAGUUGUAG